Molecule: messenger RNA, 297 nt
Organism: Arabis nemorensis
Lineage: Eukaryota; Viridiplantae; Streptophyta; Magnoliopsida; Brassicales; Brassicaceae
Source: the annotation of a GenBank genome assembly
AUGGAUCCAAAAUCUCAUGGAAGCGAACAGUCACCAGAAGGUAGCGGAUUUGUGAAGAGAGAUACAACGUUUACAGUGUCAGAUGAUCUAAUCAUUACUCCCAUGAACACAAGCUCAACUGUUUGCUUCUUGAAGAAGUUACAGAUUCAUGCAGAGGAUCUUGAGGUGCAAGAAAUCAGAAUCACAAAAACAGAGGCUACAAGUCUAUUGAGAGCUUCCUUGGUUACAUCUUCGGCAUUGAACACUUGUUUAAGGAAUUUGAUUGUGAAGAAUUCCAAUUCCAAGGUAGAGACUUGA